Pseudocercospora fijiensis CIRAD86 is the source of this 1395-nucleotide messenger RNA. RefSeq lists its product as uncharacterized. Gene Ontology annotation, biological process: protein import into peroxisome matrix. Bases 1 to 1395 code for a protein of 464 amino acids. The record is from RefSeq and is a predicted model, not a curated record. Lineage: Eukaryota; Fungi; Ascomycota; Dothideomycetes; Mycosphaerellales; Mycosphaerellaceae. The transcript is spliced from 3 exons. Gene Ontology annotation, molecular function: ATP binding; ATP hydrolysis activity. Gene Ontology annotation, cellular component: peroxisomal membrane; cytosol.
AUGACCGCCGGCAAGCUCGAACACCGUCCUGGCGGUCCACGUAAUGAAACAUCCCACCGCUACUUCGAGCACUCCUCCGCCCAACGAGUGAACACCGAUGCGAUCAUCGUAGAGAGCUUGCGGGCUGAAUACCCAGAGCUGCGCUUGACCGUCGUACCUGCGCAAAGUUGCAACAUCCUGAAGUAUGCUGCGUCCGGCAAGGUUGGUGUGGCUCCAAUAGACAACGAAAAGGAUAGACUGUCAUGGCGACUCUACUACCCUCCUGCGUCCCGCUUGAAUGGCAAGGGAGGCCUGGGCGAGACUCCCAAGUUUGGCAAGUAUCUGAUUGACUGGAAGAACAAGGAGUUUGUGAUGUACAUCGUGGAAGGAAGAGAUGGAGCCGGAUACUUUCCACAGCAGGUCAAUCAGUAUAUCCUGUCGCCAUCAAUCGAAGCUGUCAAUCAGCUGCUCAUCGAAGCUGGUGCUUGGGGCAAUACUCUACAUGAAGAGAUCUGGGUCUUUGAUGGAGGUUAUUGGAGUAAGAGCCAGGAGUUAUUCGAGAGUGUGCGAAAGGCUAGCUGGGACGAUGUCAUCUUGGAUGAGAAGAGGAAGGAGGCGAUCAAAGAAGACGUCAACUCCUUCUACGACAGUAGAGAUCAGUACGAGCGCCUGAAAGUGCCUUGGAAGCGCGGCGUGAUAUUUUACGGGCCGCCCGGAAACGGAAAGACCAUCAGUCUGAAAGCGAUGAUGAAUCAGUUUUACAGCCGCGAAGACCCUAUCCCAACGCUCUACGUCAAGAGCUUGGCCAGUUUUGCAGGCCCUGAGUACAGCAUCAACCAGAUCUUUGGUCUGGCGAGACGGACUGCGCCGUGUCUCCUGAUCUUCGAAGACCUGGACAGUAUCGUGACGGACGCCGUCCGAUCUUACUUCCUUAACGCUGUCGACGGCGUUGCGAAGAACGAUGGAAUUCUGAUGAUAGGCUCGACCAACCAUUUAGACCGACUCGACCCAGGUCUCGCGAAAAGGCCUUCUCGCUUCGACCGAAAAUACCUUUUCGACAAUCCAACCGAGAAAGAGCGAGCGAUGUACAUGCAAUACUGGCAGAAGAAGUUGGCAGACAACAAGGACUUAGACUUCCCAGACAAAUUAUGCCCGGCCGUCGCAAAAAUCACAAAAGACUUCUCCUUCGCCUAUCUGCAAGAAGCCAUGGUGGCUGCCUUGCUAGCCAUCGCAAGAGACCAGGAUAACUUCAGGGAACGGACUUGUCUGGAAGGCCUUUACGACUUUGUUUGGGACACGCGACGAAUCGACGAAGAGGAUCCCGACCUCGAUAAUUAUAUCCUUUGGCGCGAGAUCAAGAAGCAAGUCAGAAUUUUGCGGGAAGAGCUUGGUGAUGAGAAGGGUUUGAAGCGAUAA